CACCCUCCUCCUCCCCUCCUCCCAUCCUUUCAGCCCGCCCCUCGCCCUGCGUGCACUCAACAUGGCAGCAGACAAGCAGAGGAGGGAGGUGAGCUAGAGAGAGAGAGAGAGAGAGAGAGAGAGAGAGACAGGCAGGCUGCCUCUAUCAGGGAAUACUGGUGCCAUUUUCAGCAUCGCAGGGUAAAAGGAUUGAGCUGUACGCUCGGCUCAGCUCAGCUCGCCUCGGCUCAGAACAGCUGAACAAGAGGGGGGGACUGGAGGGACAACAUAAAGGAGGAGAGAACGGCUGACCCCUAACACAGAACCCCUAACCCCCCUUCCCCCUUUCCCGUCUCACCUCACCUCCCCCUCCCAGCUCUGGCUACAGACGGAGAGCGCUAUGCAGUCCUUCCGCGAGCGCAGCGGUGGUUACCAGAGCAACCAACCCUGCUACCAGCAGGAGCCCCAUGAAUUAUCCCGCCUCGAGACCUACCGGCAACAUCCGCAUCAUCCCCACCCCCAGCACCCGCACCCAGGCCCCGGUCCACAUCCAGGCCCGGGCCCAGGCCCAGGGCACACCAGGUCAGGCUACGAGGCUCAUUCACUGGCGAACCCCACGAGCAUGCCUCCAGCUGGAGGAACUGGAAGCAAGGACUGUUACAGCCAGCAAGCCUACCCUGGCUACCCAGGUGGAGGGAAUGGGAGUGGGAAUGGGGGCACAGCACCCUCGCAGGCAAAGAAAGCCUACAGAGGAGCCAAAGUGGCCCCACCAAACCCCAGUCAGCACCUACAGGGUCCUGGUGGCUAUACUAACCACAUGGGCCCUGGGAGUUACUCAGCCCAGUAUAUGAGCGAGGGCCACCUCCAGCAGAAAUGGGAGGACUCCGCCCAGUUAGCACAGUAUGAUCCGGAGAUGGUGGGGCGUAUAGAGGCUGGUGGUACCCCUGCACCUGGCUCCUCGCAGUACAUGGACCAGACGAUGCUGGGCCACACCCAGACCCAGUGCCACCAGCCCGCCACCCCUGCCUAUACCAGCCCCCAUCAUCAGCCCCACCCACCUAACCCUUCCCCCUCUCCUCUCAUGUACCCCCAGAGUCACCUUCACUACCCCCAGCACUCACCCUCUCCUUCGCCGUACAUGGAAAAGUGCAGCCCCAUGCCCCACUGUUAUAAAGGUUACAACAUACCCCCCAACUCCCAGUAUGGCAGACAAAUGAGCAGCCACAGCAAUCUGAAGCAAGGGGGUUACAGGUCGACCCAGAACAGUUACGGCUACCAGCAGCCUCCCUCCAGAGGUUAUGAGCAGCAGCCCGCAUUACAGGCCAUGACCAACCCACAGGAGCCCCACCCUAAAUACCAACACUACAGCCAACCCCAACAAAACUACUGUCUCUCAGAGCUGUCGGUCAGAUCACCAGAACAGUAUUAUCAGACUUGUAGUCCCUCCUCAAGCCACUCCCCUGCACGCUCUGUAGGACGCUCCCCCUCGUACAGCUCCACUCCUUCACCACUAAUGACCAAUCCAGAGUCGUUCCAGUAUGGCCAACCUCCCAUGACCCCUGGGGCGGCCUCCUCCUCUUCAUCCUCUUCAGCUGGCAUGCAGGAGCAAGCCAGCACCAACACCAUGUUGAUGCCGCCCCGCUCGCACCCCUCACCCAAUGUGUCCCACACAGCCCCCCACAGCUACACCACCACACCGCAGGUCCCCACCAUGAAAGAACGCUUCUCGGAGAAGCUGUUGUCAAACCCCAGCUUGUGGAGCCUGAAUGCCCUCACCUCUCAGGUAGAGAACAUCUCUAAUAACGUCCAGCAGCUGCUGCUUUCAGAGGCCCUGGUGGCCAACAAGAAAGGCGGCAAGCGCAGCAGUGGGGGGAGCAACAGCAGUGCUGGAAGUGGAGCAUCCGUCAAAAAGGGUGAGGAGUACAAAAGUCCUCCAUAUCCAGAUGGUGGUGGUGGUGGUGUUGGUGGAGGCCCCAUGCAGGACCCUUACUCUACCCCACAGCACCAACCAAUGCCCAUGGAGCUCCACGAGGGUGGCUACUCCAGCAGUAGUGAUGAACAACUGGAGAGAAGCUACUAUUACUGUGGCCAGGGCAGAAGUCCAGCACAGGCCCCCAAUAACACACAACUCAGCCUGGAUACAACCUCUUCGUGCUCCAUGACAUCUCCAGACGAUAUGUCCACCAGGUCUGGGGACUCAGGUCUGCACAACCUAACCCCUGACCCUAAUAGAUGCCAGUCUGGGCAGGGAGGAGAUGGCAUGAGUACUCCGGUGAAGAGCAUUGGCGAUGAGAGGUCUCCUACAAGCAUUACAAUCCCCAGUCCUAUGAAACAAGAAAGAGACUCCCCUUCGGAUAUACAGCAUAUCAACGAGCCCGUCAAGGAGAACUUUGAAGAAUCAGCCUGGACGGAGAAAUCAGCUGACAAAGAGGAGGUGUCAACGGAUAAAACUCCUGACCGCGAGAGAGAUUCAGACACUAAAUCUACAGAGAAUCUGGAGAAAUGGUCAGAUGAAGAGAAAUGCCCAGCUCUCUACAGCAAAGUAAACAAAGAGAUGACAGAAAAAAGCUAUUGCUACAAGGAGACAGUGUACCAAAGUGUCCAGAGCAAAUAUGACCCUGAUGCAGGAGACUCUGUUGAACAGUCCCCGGCAGCUCUCUCUGACUCCAGCCACAAGGACAACUUUGUCCAUGAGAUGAAAUCAGAGGCGUUCAAAUCUGAGUCUCCAACUGCAUCUGAGAGCUCAGUGAAAACGCUGCCUUUCAUUUCUCGAGGUGACCUUGAGCAGGAUCAAUACUCCACAGAGAAGGAGGACAGCUCUGAGAACACCUCGCCAACCCCCCAGGUUGAGGCCUUGGAUGAGAGCAACUCAGACAAGAGAGAGAGCAGAGAUGAGGAGGAUGAAGAAGAAGAGGAGGGGGGUGGACAGGAGGAGGUAGAUGAAGAGGAAGAAGGAGACAUACAGAAAGAACAACAUUGUCUUUCCCCUCCUCUGUCUGCAGAGGUUAGUGAGGAACUGGAGGAAGGGGAGAACAUGUCAUCGACUGAGGAGCACAUGAAUGACAGAGAUGAGCAAGAAAAGCCUCCUGGAGAUCUCUGCAGCAGGACAGAGAAUCAGAGUACUGAGAUCCAUACCGACAACGAGCCAGUAGGGGCGCCCGCCCAUCCAAACGCAGCAGCAGCAACAGCAGCAGCAGAUGCUUCCGAAAGGGAGUCGGCCAUUGGUGACACGGCUCCUCAGCCUCAGUCUGCUAUGCCCGUCUUCUCAGCUCUCAAUGACAAGACAACACCUCCAGCUCAGGCCAGGGAUCAUAUUGAUCACAGUGAUGCUAAAGUGCUGGAGCCAGACUCUCCUCAACUGCCAGGGAAGUCCAUACUUCCCUCAGCCCCCUCCUGGGCAGACACUCCACCCUCCCCCAAAAAAGGUGACGAGGACAUGGAGCCGGGCACCAGCUGCGCCAGCGCUGUGACCCCUUUAGCCAAGCCAGAACCUGUGGCCCCAUCUGCUCAGCCGAGGGCUUUUGGACGUAAGCAUGCCAGGGGCAGGAGAAGAAUCAUGCAUUCAGGUGUGGGAAUCAGGCGACAGCUAAGCCUGGAGAGGGAGGGGGAAAAGGAGGAGGAAGGAGCCCCCUCGCCUACACAGAAACCCUGCAUGCCUCCAAGCAAGACUGUGCUAUUCUCAGAUCAGAUGGACCUAGCUCAUCAGGAACCUAUUGUGAGCCAGACUCCCAAAUCGCUAACUGAUGGUUUUCGUUCGAGAAUGUGCACACGCUCAUUCAAUGCACCAGACUUGCCGCCCAAAGUUGAGCCUCAUGUGAAGAGAAAACCAGGCCCUAAACCAGGUCCAAAGCCUGGGCUCAAACCUGGGCCAAAACCUGGACCAAAGCCUGGAGCAAAGCCAGGUUCAAAACCAGGGCCUAAACCUGGCCUAAAGCCUGGACCAAAGCCCGGGCCAAAACCUGGACUUAAACCAGGACCAAAACCUGUGCCAAAUGAACCAGAGCUGCCACCGAAAAUUGAGACUCCUGUGAAACGAAAACCAGGACCCAAACCGGGUUCAAAACCUGGGCCAAAACCCGGGCCAAAACUUGGAUCAAAACCUGGACCAAAACCUGGUCCAAAACUAGUUCUAAAGCCAGGUCCAAAGCCUGGCUCCAAGCCUGCAGAUGUUUUGCCCCCCGACGACCCUGCACCCUUCAAGGCCUCAGUGGGUCGCCCCAAAGGCUCAGUUACUAAAGCAAAGCUGGUACAACAAGAAGAAACCGUUCAACCUUUGCCAGGACUGCAAAGCAAGGGCAGGAAGAGCCCAAAAGUUACAAUAUCACAAGUAAACCAGGAUGUAAAACCAGUGAACCAGGAAGAAAAACAAGAAAACCAGGAGGUUAAGGCACCAGAGAAGGAGGUUAAGAACAUGGUCUUGAGAUCCAGAAAGCCCUCGCAAGAAAAACUGUCAAAAGAAAAAGAAAAAAUAAUAGCGGAAGAUACUCUGCCCCAGACACUAACAGAAAUUAAAGCCAGUGAUGAUUCUCCUUUAGUAGAGGAGCCUGUUGCAGUGGAACAAACUCAACCUCCCGUUCCUAAUGCGGUCAAAAACACGGAUGUUCCUGCAGACCCACCUGCACCACCUGCACCACCUGCACCAACUGAGCAAUCUGAAGAAAAGACAUCCCUUCCGCUAAAACGGAAACCUAGCCCAGAACUUUCCACAACACCAGUAAAGAAAAAGAGGGGACCGAAGCCCAAACAAAAACCCUUACCACCUCAACCCCCUCUGCUGGAACAGGUUGUCGCUCCACCUAAAGAGAAGAGUGUCCGGGGGCCCAGAAGAAAGCGAGGGGCACCCAAGAAAGUCUCUGUGGUCACUCCCCCACCCAAAGACUCUCCUCCCAACAUCAGCGAACCUGACAUCACUAGCGAUGUGCCCGUGGUGCCUCCUCAAUGCCCCACUAGAACAAAAGUUCUCCCACCACGCAAAGGCAGAGGACAGAAAUAUGAGGCCAUGGUGCAGAAAAUUACAUCUCCAAGCUCGAAGAAACACCUCCCAAUUCCCCAGAUAGACAGCAGUCUAAGUGACGAUGUGACUGGCAAGGCUUUGCCUCAACAUGUCUUAAAGGAAGGUGAAACACCUGUGCUCACAAAUAGCACUGAGGUGACAGAGGGAGAAGUGAAAAGCAUAGAGUCUAAACAAGACGGAGCAGUGAGAAAAAAGGAGGUGACGCAUGAACGAGAAAAACUUGAGGUGAGUCAAGAGGCAUCAACGCCAGAGGAGGUGAGACAAGGGAUGGAAGACAAGGUUGUAAAGAAGGAGGAGACCAGACGAGAAAACAUUAAACACACAGGGACACAGCAGGAUGUCGGAGCUGACAAGGUUUGGAGCUCAAUAGAGGCCCCAGAGAAAGCCAGGGCUCCAGGAGAGUGGACACAACAGGCCUCAGAAGGUGUAUCUUCUGCUGCCACUAAGUCCGCCAGAACUAAAAGGAAGAGGUGGGCCAUGGUGGAGAGCACAGAUGCCUCAAUAGUAGCCUUGGAAGCAGGGAGUCUAAUAGUUACAACACCAAGGCUAGCCAAGCAGAGGGCCAUUAAAAACAACCAUGAGAUGCACCUAAAACAGAGGAGAAAGAAGAGAAAAGGCCAAGCCCCUUUAGAAGAAACAGAGACAGUCGAGGAGACAAAUAUUGAAACAGCAGAACAACAACAACAGGAGAGGGUAGAAGAGAAGGUAACCCCCACAGAGUCCACAGUACCUCUGCCAAUCAGCACAGAUGAGAUCACAGAAGCCCCUCAGGUUACCAGCACAGAACUCAUUCAGAAACCUCGGAGAGGCAGAAAACCAUCCUCAAAUCCAACUCAGAGGAAACGAGGCAAAGCCUCAUCAGAGCAGAUUCCUGGCAAGCCGGUGAAGGUCCACAAAAAGCCUGGGCCAAAGCCCGGGAUGAAAGACGCCAUGGAGGUUAUAGAGGCGGUAGUGAGGGCUGCAGGAUGCGAACGGGAUGAAAAAGAGGAGAGAGAAAAAGAAGAAAUGGAAAGACGGGAAAGAGAAAACAAGGACAAACCAGAGACAUGCACUGUUGGUCCUGUAGUAACAAUAUCGGAAAAAAAGACUGAGAUCAUUUCUGUGAAAAGAAUCAGACGCAAACCAGUCCAUCAAAAUCCUAAUCUGUCUUUCUGUCCUUAUGUGCGGAUUAACAACUCCAGAGACUUCUCUUCUUGGUGUGCCAUAGUCAACAAGCCUGAGGACGCAGUAAUAUUUCAGAGACGUAGAAAAAAGGGCAUACUCCGAAUGAGGAAUCCUUUCACUGUUGCAAAAAUAGUGCCACACACUGCAGCCAUGCUGCAAGGACCCCUGGUAAGAAGAAAUCUAACUGACAGGUGUCUUACGUGUUGCCUGUGUGGAAAGCCAGCAAAUUACAGAGACCUGGGUGAUUUGUGCGGACCCUACUACACAGAGGAUGGCGUCCCACGGAAAAUCUUGACGACCGGGCACACGGAAGAGUCGCAGAAAGCCAACAGUAGCAGCAGCAGCAGUGAAGAACCAAGCAACUCCUCAAAGAGCGAAGGCGACACAGAAAAGGAGGGCAACAUGGAGGCGUCCGCUCAAGAGGGCGGUAGUAGCAGGCACCAUCAUUGGCGCCACCGGCGGGCAGAGAGAGUGGAGAGAAUGGGUCAGGAGGGUGGUCCGCGUAGAUUAACUCUCCGAGAGAGAUUCAGAAGGAUGAAGCAGCUCCAGGCCGUCGGCACGGGGGCCUCGAGUGACCAAGAGGGUGGCGACAGCAUGUUCCACCGGCUACAAGUGGAGGCAGAGGCCAAGGAGCACUGGGCCCAUGAAAACUGUGCCAUCUGGACCAAGGGGGUAAUUAUGGUAGCUGGGAGGCUAUACGGACUGAGGGAGGCUGCCAACAACUCAGCCCAAACGGCUGCACAUUCCACGAGGAUGACUUCUCCAUCAAAUGUCCUAAACAUGAGGACCUGUAAGAUAUUCCAGUUCACCACCUCCACCAACUCCACCACCACCUCUCAACCAGGCGAGCACCACCUAUCCAGCGAGGCUAAACAAAGAUGCUGUCCUAACAGCCACCUAAACCUAGAAAACACGGUGAUGACUGAUGACGGACAGGCACGCCGGCCGGAGGGGGUAAAAAAGCUGCGCUGAGGUGGAUGCGAGGAGCAACACGAACCCUCUGCAAAGAGAGAAACGCUGCUGCUCCCUGAACCCGGCCUGGAAAUGUGUUUUCCCCAACUUGAGCCCCUUUACUGGACGGCAGCGGCGCUGUUUAACGGGAGGAUAGACUUUAGAGAAGCCUAGAGCCCAGUGCACGGGGGGGGGGGGCUGUUUGAAAUGCAGAGCGAGGAAUGUGUGUGUGAUGGGUUGCUAUCAUAUUCAGACACCUGGUGGACACUGAUUGGACCGGAGCGUCCCUCUGGCCACCUUUGUCUGCGGGCCAAGAGGUGUGUAUGCGCGUGCGUGAGUGUGUCUAUCACCAUUGUCAUCAUCAUCACCAUCAGUGUGUUUGUGCAUUACGUGUCUGUGUGAGCGAAGAAAUCUCCAUUUUCAAGAAGCAUCAUCGCAUCAAAAAAGCAGCAGCCAACCACUGGAUGUACUCUCUCUCAAUGUUUGUGUUUAAAAACAAAAAUUAAAAAGAAAAAAGGAAACUGUACAUGAUGAUAAUGUGCUUUACAGGUUCUAAAUAUUCUGAUAUUGAAGAAGAAAAAAAAAAUGGACGCAGUAUUUUACUAUAAUGCUCUUAUCUUCGGAGAUGUAUUUUGAUGUGCAUUAUGACUAUACGACAUCAUGGCGUCACCCCCCUUGGUAUAUGUCAGGCUUUGUUGUAAUUCAAUUAAAAA
Messenger RNA from Sebastes umbrosus (honeycomb rockfish), 7821 nucleotides. RefSeq names its product retinoic acid-induced protein 1. The coding region runs from base 380 to 7129 and encodes 2249 amino acids. The transcript has 4 exons. NCBI's taxonomy places the organism in Eukaryota, Metazoa, Chordata, Actinopteri, Perciformes, Sebastidae. Gene Ontology annotation, biological process: regulation of transcription by RNA polymerase II; circadian regulation of gene expression. Gene Ontology annotation, cellular component: nucleus. The record is from RefSeq and is a predicted model, not a curated record.